This is a messenger RNA of Fonsecaea pedrosoi CBS 271.37, 3606 nucleotides long. RefSeq lists its product as uncharacterized. Lineage: Eukaryota; Fungi; Ascomycota; Eurotiomycetes; Chaetothyriales; Herpotrichiellaceae. The transcript is spliced from 2 exons. Gene Ontology annotation, cellular component: fungal-type vacuole membrane; cytoplasm. The record is from RefSeq and is a predicted model, not a curated record. Gene Ontology annotation, biological process: autophagy; endosomal vesicle fusion; vesicle-mediated transport. The coding region runs from base 1 to 3606 and encodes 1201 amino acids.
AUGGAUGGACCCGACCAAGAUGGCCAGCGACCUGCAAAGCGGCAGAGACUGGCGGCGCCUGAACCAGGCCCGUAUGUCCUUCGUGCUGUUCUCGAGGACAUUCCACUGGCGGCAGAUGACGGUGAUGCAAAGGUGUCAAUUACGUGUGUAGAAUAUUGGAACAACAAUCUAUAUGUCGGAACCUCUGCGGCCGAGAUCUUACAUUUGGUCUCGAUCCCUUCUGAUCAGGACAACGACAAUGCACCUACAACCUUCAUUCUUGCCUCGCGACUUCAACCCAGCGGCCACGCCGCAUCGGCCGAGUCUCCGAAUGCACCAGGCAUCCAGCAGAUCCUGGUUCUACCAGGUCCUCUAAAAGCCUGCGUAUUAUGCAAUGGCGUCGUCUCGUUCUACUCACUCCCAGAAUUCAGUCCGGCAUUUCCUAACAGGGAACCCACUGGCGUCCAGUGGAUUGGUGGCAUUGACGAGAAUGAAGACAAAGAGAACCCGGAGGGGCCUGUGGUGAUGAUUGCAAACUCGCGAAGAAUCAUCUUGGUCAGGGUGGGGGAGAGGCUGCGGGCAAUCAAAAAUAACAUCGAAUACCCCGGCUGUUUGAAAUCGAGCAGAAGAGAAACGAUUGCAUGCGUGGCUGAUGACACGAGUUAUGCGCUCCUGGAGGUAGAACACCAGCAGAAGAUUCCCCUGUUUCCCAUCUCAUCACAGCCUACCGUUGAUGAUAUGCUGGCCGAAAACGAUGGGCGUGCUCCAGCACAGUCUCCUCCACCUGCAGAAGCAGCUGGUCAUGCUCGAAGCACAAGCAUGGGGAAUCUGAUCGGCUCGCCAGAGGACGGUUCCCACGGACGCCAAGAGUCUUCUCAUCUAAUGCCUCCAGAUACGGCAUCCGCUGGCUCAGCCCAACCCUCGUCAUCACCUACUAACCUCUCGACCACCGUCGGAGGUGCAGAUGGGAGUGGACGUCCGAGAGCGCGCCCCCGUGCGUCAACCGAGGCACUUCCCGCCAAAUCAUCCGCUGGCAUCAGUAGCAAACAUUCUACCAAGCGUCUCAAACCGCAUAUCCUCUCUCCCUUUCCGACGGAGUUCAUGUUAACUACGGGCACGAUGGAAUCUGAGCCCGGAGUUGGUAUGUUUGUGAACCUGGAUGGUGACGUUGUUCGAGGGACAAUUGACUUCGAAAGUUACCCUGAGGAUCUGCUUGUGGACAACUUCGCCGUGCCAGAAAACGAAGGCGCCCCACGCUCGGAAGAUGAAGGUAAAAUCAUCUUCGCUCUUCUGCGAAGUGUUCAAGAAGGCGUAACAGAGAGAAAAUUGGAAAUCCAGCUGAUCGAGAAUGCAUCCGAGCUCGCGCACCCUCGCACCUGCGUUGGUUUGCCAUCAAGUGGAUUUGAGAAUGCUCCCGCCGGCUUGCACCACACGCUGAGCACGCAUAGCCAUUUCUUCAAAGCCCCGGGACAAUUGUUGCAACUAGUACCACUUCCCAUCAAGUCUUUGAGACAACGAGAGAUCGCUCAAGCUGAGAGUGAUCCAAGGACAAAGUCUGCUGUGGAACAGGUGGAGCAAGAGCGCGCUCUGUUUGAGAAUCAAUCCUUGAGUACUCCUGUCGAGCCGUCGAACGAGCUCGUAAAGAAGCGUGCUAUUGAAGAAGAAAUGCUUGCUGGUCGCCUCGGACGCGCUUUCACGAGAAAUUUGGUUUGGCACGGUAAAGAUCUUCUCAUGAUCUUACAAAAUCCCUUGAUCUCGCAACUCGAACAUCGCUUGAUGCAGUAUAUGAUUGACAGCCAACCUGCUAAUGUGACUCCUGGUCAAAUAUUCGGGUUCUUGGCUAGUAUUCACGGUCGCGAACCGAAGGAUGAGACGGAGUUCCUCACCCUGAACUACAUCAGACAGAAAGCCAGCUUGAUUUUGUUUUUGUAUCUGGAGACACAGCUUUCAGGUGCCUCAACCCUUCAGGACAUAUUCCGAGCUGUCGAGAACGCAUUGCAUGAUGGUGGGCUAGAUCCGCGCAUCGUGCUCCUCCUUCUACCUCCACUCUCGUCGGAGGUCUUGUACGGGCCAGAAGGCAUCUGGCUCCAUCAAGGUAUGGCAGAUCUCUUGCAAGAUCAUCGAUCGCCAAUCUCUAAUUUUGAGGAUGCCCCGACCGAAUUUUGGAUGAUGAUGAGACACUUCUUGAUGCUGUGGCAAGAGAAGCGCGGCUAUGGAAGCAUUGCAGAUGACAAACACGUAUUUGAUUCUGUUGAUGCGUCGUUGCUCCAUGUCUUGCUCUAUUUGGACCAAGCAUUGGCCACAGACAGUCCUGCCCAGAGAUCAGUGCGAGCCAAAUUGAAUAAUGUUGUCGAUCAGUGGAAGGGCGACUUUGAGCGUGCGACAUUGCUACUGGAACGGUACAAUAGACUCUAUAUUCUGAGCCGGCUCUAUCAAAGUAGGAAACAAGCUCAAGAUGUCCUGGCGACUUGGAAACGGAUCAUCGAUGGAGAGAGGGAUGUGGACUAUGGUUCGAAUAUUGGCUAUGUGGAGGUCCAACUACGCCGCUACUUGACGGUCAUUCGAGAUAUCGAACUGGUUCAGAGUUAUACUCUGUUGCUCGCACAGCGAAAUCCGGAGCUCGCCGUCCAAGUUUUCACAGACGACGCUGCACGGGUGAAGUUCAGCCCUCAAGAGGUAGUUCAACUUCUCAAAGACCAAGCACCGGGAGCGGUCCAGCAAUACCUGGAAUAUCUUGUGUUUGGCAAAAAUCUCGGACAGUACGCCGACGACCUCAUCGGCUAUUACCUCGACACAGUUCUGACUGUCCUGGAAAAGUCAGAAUCCGCUCGCACGUCGCUAGCAGAAAGCUAUUCGACCUAUCGAGCUCUUGAGUCGCCCAAGCCGACCUAUCUUGACUUCAUUCAUCAAAACGCCCCUCCAGAGCCAUGGUGGCAAUCACGUCUCCGUCUCCUCCAACUUCUAGGGAGUGGCGCAUACGCAUCCACAGGCACCAGCGACGCUGGAAAGGAUCUGACUUACUCGGUCUCCAUGGUCCUCGAGCGCAUGGCACCCUUCUCCUCCUAUCUCGUUUCGGAAUCUGUGAUCCUCGAUGCCCGUCAAGGCCGUCACAAAGAAGCCCUUCGCCUUCUGACACAUGGGUUGGGUGAUUAUGAUACAGCCACACGAUACUGCUACUUUGGCCGUCCUUCACCCCUCUCCUCCUCCUUUCCCAUUGAUCCAGCCAGCUUACCAUCCAGAACGAGCCAGAUCGAACUUUUCACUUUCCUUUUCCACGAAUUUCUCUCCAUUCACGACGUUGAGGAACGCCUUGAACGCACGUCCUAUCUUCUCGGGAAAUUCGCCACCUUUUUUGACCCUCUGCAAAUCCUCAGAGAUAUUCCUGAUGAUUGGACCGUGGAGAUGCUGAGUGAAUUCUUAGUGAGGAGUUUCCGCUCCGCCACAACUGAGAGGAACCAGCUUGUGAUUAUGAAGGCUUUGAGUGCGGCUCAGAACCUUAUAGGGCAGGUCGACUUGGUGGAGCUCUGUGAGAAGAUUGGCCCGAAAUUCGAGACUACAAAUGAAGGAGCUACACGGGACCAAGGAGGGUUUGAAGAACCACGAGAGGUCGAUGUCGGGGGGACUUGA